Molecule: messenger RNA, 1538 nt
Organism: Hipposideros armiger (great roundleaf bat)
Lineage: Eukaryota; Metazoa; Chordata; Mammalia; Chiroptera; Hipposideridae
Product: nuclear RNA export factor 2
Biological process (GO): poly(A)+ mRNA export from nucleus
Cellular component (GO): nucleus; cytoplasm
Molecular function (GO): RNA binding
Source: RefSeq, a predicted model, not a curated record
AAUAGCAGUGUGAAAGGAUGUAAUGAAUACCACGAUAGAACUCCUCCAGAGAGACAAAUGGAAAACACACAGGAUGGAACUCUGGAGGACUGGUUCAAGAUCACAAUUCCUUAUGAGAUUAAGUAUGACAAGAUAUGGCUAGUGAAUUCAAUCCAGAACCAUUGCAGUGUCCCCUUCACGCCAGUGGAUUUCCACUAUGCAAACAACCAGGCCCGGUUCUUUGCCCAGGGUGCCAGUACUGCCUCUGCAUUGAAGGAUGUCAGCUGUAAGAUUCAUGAUAACGCAAAUCAAAAGAUAGCUAUCUUUGUCAAUACUUCUGCCGUACCCUACUCUGUGCAGAAUAAGUUGGAGUCAAAGGAAACGGAGCAGCUAAAGCUGACCAUGAACAAAUGAUACGAUGUCUCCCAGUAAGCUCUUGACCUUCAUAAGCUCCACUUUGACCCAGACUUGGUGGGCCCUGAUAUUGAUAUAAUCCUAAAUCAAAGAAACUGCAUGGCUGCCACCCUGCAGAUCAUCAAAAAGAAUUUCCCUGAGCUGUUGCUUUUGAACUUGUACAAAAACAAACCAUGCCAGCUGAAUGGCCUGUCUGACAUCAUACAGUUGGCUCCCACAGUCAAGAUGCUGAACCUCUCCAAAAACCAGCUGAAGUCGGUAUGCGAGUUGGACAAGAUGAAAGGGCUGAAGCUCAAAGAGCUGUGGCUGGAAGGGAACCCCUUGCACAGCACCUUCCCAGACCAGUCCACCUACAUAAAUGUCAUUGGGAAAUGUUUCCCCAAGUUACACCUGGAUGGCCAGGAGUUACCGCUACCAAUUGUAAUUGACAUUGUAGACCUAGAGAUAAUAAAACCUUGUAAGGCAAGCUAUAGAGGAUCUGAGACCCUGAAGAAGCUAGUCUUUCAAUUCCUGCUUCACAGCUUGUGUGAGUACUUCAGGGGUAGCAGGAAUAUGAAGAAAGUCAAGGAUCGUGACCUGUGGGUUCAGCUGCUGAAGCACAGAAAGCAUGACAUCGUUGACUCCCUCAGUGCAUUGCCCAAACCUCAGCAUGACCUUAACUCCUAUGUGGUAGACCUAUGUGUCCAGACAAAAACGAUGCUCUGUUUUUCUGUCAAUGGGGUAGAAGAAAAGUCUCAAGGGUCUGUCCAUUGCCUUCACCCGAACCUUCAUCUUGACUUCUGGCAGCAAUUCCAGUCUGUGCAUCGUGAAUGAUGAAUUGAUUGUAGGAAAUGCCAGGACAAAAGAAACCUAGAGUGCCUUCUCCAUUCCAGUACCCACAUCCACCUCCAGCUCCAUGCCCAGCCUCUCUGCGGAACAGCAAGAAAUAGUGCAGGUUAUCUCCACCCACUCUGGGAUGAAACUCCAAUUGUCUCAGAAGUGCGUUCAGGACAAAGAGUAGAACUAAAUCAGAGCUGAUUAGGUCUUAACUAUGCUCAAAACCAACAGCCAGAUCCCAGAGGAGGCCUUCAAACAAAUCCCCUAAAAAGAACCCUCGGAUGUCAUCUUAGUCUUUAUCUACAUCUUUUUUGUUUCACUUUUCUCAA